Messenger RNA from Protopolystoma xenopodis, 993 nucleotides. NCBI's taxonomy places the organism in Eukaryota, Metazoa, Platyhelminthes, Monogenea, Polystomatidea, Polystomatidae. The record is from the annotation of a GenBank genome assembly.
AUGGAUAUGAUUUCGAGCACCUUGGAGAUACGCGAUCGUCGAGGAAAAAAGAUGCGUCUAGCCAAUCCCUUCAAGAAGGCGCGUUCCCGAGAUCAGUCUCCAGAAGUUGUCUCUGCUCUUGCCGGAGGAGGAGGCUCCCUCAGUCUGACAAGUGGUGGCGGCUCCAGUGGUCCGGGUGUUCUUGGUAGUCCAGGUAGCAGCCUUGCUGGGGCAGGUAUUCGCGCUGGACGUCUACCUGGUGAAGUUGGCAGCAUGGUGUCGGGAAGUGGAGGUGGUGGUGGGCUACAGAGUAAUGGUACUUCUGGCGGCCCUUCAAAUGCUUUGACUGACGGUUCAACUCUUGGUGGUGGUAGCGCCCGUGGAGGCGUUUCCACCUUGGCUGGUGGAGUCGGAGGUGCAAGCACAGGUGGCACAAAGCUGGGUGGUUACAUAUUCGACGACGUUGAGAUAUUGCCCGAGAUGGCUGCUCGCGAAAAUCAGCUUGCCGACCAUAUCGAUGAGUUCUCCUUUACUGUUGUUGUCCUGCCUGGCCAGGAUCCAGGAUUCGUCCAUCUAGGCUGGGUAACCACACGAUUUAAGCUCUCUUGCUCCGCUGUCGUUAGCAGUUGCACACCUUUUGAUUCGGAGAUGGAAACUGGCAACAUCUCUCAAGGAUCCAUCACUAAUCCACCCGGUAUACCUACGAGUGCCCCAAGCAGCACUGGGGGUGCUACUGGACCUACUAGCUUUGGCUAUAGCGAGACGCUUGAAGUGCGACAAGCUGCCGUCUGUCUUCUUGAGUCCGAUUUAACCUUAAAGUCGGCUGUUGCCGAACGAUCCAGCUUUAUGGUGCAUGUAGGCGAUCUGCUAGCUCGAAUCGGCACGCCCGAAGAUAUGGCGAAAAGAAUGAGUCAGGGUCUCUCGAUCACCUGCUGGGUGGAUACUGCAACCGGUACUCUUGGCUUCGAAAUAAACGGUCGAGAGACUGGUAUUCGUUAUCAGUUCUUUAGCUAG